UGCAGGGGCGCAGAGCAGCGGAGCGGGGCGCAGGGGCGCGGGGAGCCGCACGCAGGGGCGCGGGGAGCCCGGCGUAGCGGGGCGCAGGAGCGCGGGGACCUGCACUGCUGCGCCGACGGCCCCGCGAGCGGGAUGGGGAGCCGCGCUGUCCCCGGGCCCGGCCCGUCGCCCCCCCGGCCCCGGCUCCCGCCGCUGCCGUUGCUGCUGCUCGCGCUGGCGGCCCGCGGGACCUGGGGCGCGCCCGCGCCCCGCGCGGAGGACCUCAGCUUCGGAGUGGAGUGGCUGAGCAGGUUUGGCUACCUGCCCCCUGCAGACCCCACAACAGGGCAGCUGCAGACACAGGAGGAGCUGACCAAGGCCAUUGCGGCCAUGCAGCGGUUCGGAGGUCUGGAGGCCACCGGCAUCCUGGACGAGGCUACCCUGGCUCUGAUGAAGACCCCGCGGUGUUCCCUCCCCGACCUCCCGGCCGCAGCCCCAGCGCGAAGGAGGCGCCAGGCUCCAGCUCCGACCACGUGGAACAGACGGAGUUUGUCCUGGAGGGUCCGCACGUUCCCACGGGACUCGCCCCUGGGCCGCGACACGGUGCGCGCGCUCAUGCACUACGCCCUCAAAGUCUGGAGCGACAUCACGCCCCUCAACUUCCACGAGGUGGCGGGCAGUGCGGCGGACAUCCAGAUCGACUUCUCCACGGCCGACCACAACGACGCCUACCCCUUCGACGGCCCCGGCGGCACCGUGGCCCACGCCUUCUUCCCUGGAGACCACCACGCCGCGGGGGACGCCCACUUUGACGAUGACGAACCCUGGGCCUUCCGCUCCUCAGAUACCCACGAGAUGGACCUGUUUGCGGUGGCUGUCCACGAGUUUGGCCACGCCAUCGGGCUGAGCCACGUGGCGGCCACAAGCUCCAUCAUGCAGCCCUACUACCAGGGCCCAGUGGGCGACCCUCUGCACUACCGUCUCCCCUACGAGGACAGGGUGCGGGUCUGGCAGCUGUACGGCGUGCGGGAGUCUGUGUCCCCCACGGUGCAGCCAGACGCCCUGGAGCCCGAGGAGCCUCCGCUCCUGCCCGAGCCCCCCGACAAUCGGUCCAACUCCCCGCCCAGGAAGGACGUGCCCCACCGCUGCAGUACGGACUUCGAUGCUGUGGCCCAGAUCCGCGGGGAGGCCUUUUUCUUCAAAGGAAAGUACUUCUGGCGAUUGACACGGGAUGGGCACCUGGUGUCACUGCGGCCCGCGCAGAUGCACCGGUUCUGGCGGGGUCUGCCGCCGCGCCUGGACAGCGUGGACGCCGUGUAUGAGCGCGCCAGUGACCACAAGAUCGUCUUCUUCAAAGGAGACAGAUACUGGGUAUUUAAGGACAAUAACGUAGAGGAAGGAUACCCACGGCCCGUCUCAGACUUCGGCCUCCCGCCGGGCGGCGUCGACGCUGCCUUCGCCUGGGCCCACAAUGACAAGACUUAUUUCUUUAAGGACGAGCUGUACUGGCGCUUCGAUGAGCACACGCGGCGCAUGGACCCCGGCCACCCCGCCCGGAGCCCCCCGUGGAGGGGCAUCCCCCGCACCCUCGACGAUGCCAUGCGCUGGUCUGACGGUGCUGCUUACUUCUUCCGUGGCAAGGAGUACUGGAAGGUGCUGGAUGGUGAGCUGGAGGCCGCCCCCGGGUACCCGCAGUCCACGGCGCGGGACUGGCUGGUCUGCAGAGACCCGCAGGCGGACCCGGAGGCGGCGGGCGGCGAGGCCAGGGCCCACGCCCAGCCGGGACAGCACGGCCAGAGCCGCGCCGAGGACGCCUUCGAGGUCUGCUCCUGCACCUCGGCCGCCUCUUCUCCCGCAGGGGCCUCGGGCCCACUGCUGGCCGCCUCGCUGCUGCUGCCCCCGAGCGCCCUGUGGACGGCAGCCCGGGCCCUGGCGCUCUGACCGCCGCCGGCCUGCGAGAGGGCAGAAGGGGCACGGUUGGGGUCUCUCCGAACAUGGGCGAUGCCCCCACCCCUCCAGUGCCCGGACCAAGAGUUCCUGCAGCGCCACACGUGGCCUUGGGGCCCCAGCCUGGCGGAAAAGGAUGCACUGCGGACUCCCAGCAGAGGCCACCGGGUCGCACCCCGGACGCCCCGCGUGUUGCGAAGAGGCCAGCAGAGGGCGCUGCCCCUCAGGCGCUCGGCCGGCGCCGGGGGGCUGACUGCCGGCUGUUGAGCUGGGGAGACUCGGCAAGGCAAGGCCGGCCAGGCCAGGCUGGGGACAGGAGCCUGCCGCUGCACCACCAGGACGCAGUGAUGAGCCCGGGGACGCGGGGCGGGGACGGGCGUUGGGUGGGCCUGGGGACCUCAGCCUGUGCGGAGCCAAGCACCAACCAACCUGGUCUGGCGCCCCGACUGCUGCCGCUGGUGCUUCCGCCCACCCCUGGGGGGCUCUUGUCCGCCCCCGACUCCUGUUCCUGUGGGCCCACAGCUGCCUCCAACCCACACGUGAGCCCCCAGGAUGGGGCAGAGGCCGGCCCACUUCUUGACACAUUUCAGACAAACAUGACCUCUCCCUGCUUCCUCCUGGCUCAGCCUCGGCUCCCUGAUGCCCUGCAGGCGGGAGCCGCAGGGUGAAUGUCCUCUGGGCCUGAGGGGCCAUGCAGACUUGGCCCCAGACCCUUCUGCCCUUGGGAGGGGCCGGAGCUUCCAGGAAGAGGCCUGUGCCGUGCCCAUUUCCUCGCUGGGGCUCACUGACCCCUUCUUGUCCAGCCCCUCCCGAUCCCCAUCCCUCGGGCCUGACACCCAUUUCCCAGGCAGGGGAGUUGAGGCUCAGUCCCGGAACAGGAGCCUGCUUCCCGCAGGCAGGUCUCAGAGCCGGGGCUGCCCCGGGCUCGCUGACGAGGCCCCUCCCUGUGCGCUUGCUACUCUGCGGGGACGUGCAGAACGAGACGGUGCCUGUUCUCCGGGCGGCAGUGGGACACCGGCUGCCAAAACCAGGGAGCAGGAAGGGCAGGGAGGCGGCUGGGCGGCUAGUCUGGGGACCGCCCUCUCACCUGGAGAGGCAGGGAGAGGUGCACCCCACAGUCAGGAGAGUUGGCUUACCCCAGCCGCUCCUCCCUUGCAACCCAGGCCCGCCCAGGUGUUGGGCCUCGCCCCUUCCCCAGCAAGGGGUGGUAACCCCUCUGAUUCCAGAGGCGCCCACAGGCCUGAGGGUGGGUGCACAGAGGGCCUGCCAGGCCCCGUGAGAGCGAGCACCCCAGGCACUGGCAUGACCGGGACCUGGUAGAAUGCAGAUUCCCAGCCCUGCCCCCCGCGGUUGGAGCACAGUGGGUGCACCGGCCACGUGUGUUAACCCCCAGCUGGGUGGCGCUCUGCUCUCCUGGGGGUCCGGAAAGCCUGAGCAGGAUGGGCAGAAGCAAGGGAGGAGCCGGUUAUGUGGUCAGAUGGAAGAGGCUGGCCAGGGAAGGAAGGUGCAAAUGUCCAGGGUACGGGGGACCCAGGAGGGCAGGGCCAGCCCAUGGGGGUUCCCUCCCUGCACAGGGGGGGCUUGUCCAGUCCC
Molecule: messenger RNA, 3519 nt
Organism: Mustela erminea (ermine)
Lineage: Eukaryota; Metazoa; Chordata; Mammalia; Carnivora; Mustelidae
Gene: MMP17
Product: matrix metallopeptidase 17
Exons: 10
Coding region: 133-1920 (595 amino acids)
Biological process (GO): proteolysis; extracellular matrix organization; collagen catabolic process
Cellular component (GO): extracellular matrix
Molecular function (GO): metalloendopeptidase activity; zinc ion binding
Source: RefSeq, a predicted model, not a curated record